This is a messenger RNA of Cuscuta epithymum, 2405 nucleotides long. The record is from the annotation of a GenBank genome assembly. Lineage: Eukaryota; Viridiplantae; Streptophyta; Magnoliopsida; Solanales; Convolvulaceae.
GCCUUAUGCCGGGAAGAAUAUUAAGAUGUCGUACGUAUUUGCUGCGUGCCCACCUCCCGUGAAUGUAUGUGAUGAUGGUACUCUACUCUUUUAUCUACAAUUGAAGAGUUUGCAAAAGGACCCGAUGCAAAUGCCGUUGUGUGUUGAAUUUGUAUCCGGUGAGGAGGUUGAUGCUACGACUGGAGAGGAACAGAGCAUCACAAUAUGUGAUGAUAUUCACAAUGAAAGUGGAAUUAAUCCUACGAGUUAUCUCGAAGAGCGUGGUGGCUUAAGUGAUGAAGGCAAUGAUUUCAGUCACACUGUCGAUGCAGACUUUGAACUUGAACAUAUUUCGAGUGCUGAAAUUACGAGGUUAAAUUCUCUUGUAGAUGAAGAGAUUCGUAAUAUGCCUGUAGUUAAGCAUUCCGAACCCACGCGCAUUGCAUUGAACAGCAUCUAUGGAAGCAAGAAGGAACUUGAUUUUCACUUAAAGAUGUAUGCCAUUACCAACUUUUUUCAAUAUAGAACGAAGACAUCUUGCCCGAUGGUUUUGCAUGUUGUGUGUGUUGAUUACCCCAAUUGCAAGUGGGCUGUGCGUGCUGUCUGCAUCGACAAAGUGUCAUUGUUUCAAGUUAAAAGAUUUGACUCUGAGCACACAUGCCCCAUUGAUGUGCGUCAACGAAAUAACCGCCAGGCUACGUCUAGGCUUAUUGCCGAACUAAUCAAACACGAGUACGGUGAUCCCUCAAAUAAGCCAUAUCCUCCGAAAUCAGUCAUGCUUGAUAUGCAAACCAAGUAUGGCAUUUACAUGUCAUACAAAAAAGCAUGGAUUGCCAAAGAAUUGGCAAUGGAAUUGGCUAUGGGAUCUGAAAAACAAUCAUAUGCUCGGUUACCUUCCAUGUGUCAUGUGCUUGAUAGGAGUAACCCAGGUUCUAUUGUUUCUUAUUCCUGCAAGGAAAAUGGUGAAUUUAAAAAAAAAUUCAUGUGCCUUUCUGCAUGGAAAGAUGGCUGGAUUCAUUGCAUUCCUGUUAUAAUUGUGGAUGGGUCUUUUUUGAAGUCAUAUUACAAGGGUACAUUACUCACUGCAUGUACACAAGAUGCAAACAAACAAAUAUUUCCUUUGGCAUUUGGUAUUUGUAGUGGGGAAAAUACUGAAAACUGGUCAUGGUUCUUCAGCAUGUUGAAGCGUUCGUUGACGCAUAGGGACGAUCUAUAUAUUGUGUCUGAUCGGCACGAGGGCAUUAUUAAUGCUGUGCGUUCUGUAUUUCCUCAUGCGGAGCAUGGGUAUUGUGUUUACCACAUUCUGGCUAAUUUGAAAACAAGAUUUCGUGGUUCCCAAACAUCCGUGUCAUGGAAGUUUUUGCAGGCUGCUCGUGUAGGAUCUGUGUAUGAGUGUGAAGAGUACCUUCGCAUGCUUGAUGUUGAGGAUGAACGUAUUCGUACGUAUUUAGAGCGGAUCGGUCACGACAAAUGGUCUCGUGCAUAUGCCAGUCGGAAUCGAUACUCGGUUAUGAUGUCAAACAAUGCCGAGUCAUUAAAUGCAGUUAAUGCCACGGCCCGAGAAUACCCAAUCUGUAAGUUGAUAGAGUUUAUUAUUGCUAGGAUGCAAAAGUGGUUCUGUGAAAGGCGAGAAACUUCGUCGUCGAACACUUGUCGUUUAUCUACACACUUUGAGUCUGAGCUAGUAGUUUUACAAGCUAUGGCCGCCGUGAUGACAGUAUUUCCCUCAAACCAUUGUCUUUAUUUCACUGCUUUAUCUGUCUCUAUUCCACUACUAUUUCAUUUAAUUGUACAUUUCAAAAUAUUUUAUUUUGUUUUUGGUUAUUUGAUAAUGAAUUGUGCAGGUGAAACCAUCAUGUGCUUUUGAGUUUGAGGUGUUUGAUAAGAAAUCCCGCUCGUAUGUUGUCAACUUGAAGGAACGUACGUGCACUUGUCGGGAAUUUGAGCUUGAUGGAUUUUUGUGUGUACAUUCCGUUGCUGCCAUUCGCUCUCGACCAGGUCUUUCUUGCUACGAUUAUAUAUCAGAAUUCUAUACAGCACAUCAUUGGGCACAAACAUACUGUGGCAUUAUUCAUCCUAUUGGGAGUCCAGAUGGUUGGAUGGUACCCUCGCAUGUGAGUCAAGUCAUUUGCAAGCCCCCAUCAUGCGAAUCACGACCUCCUGGAAGGCCAAAGAAGAGAAGGAUUCCGUCUACUGGAGAACAUGUUCGGAAACAAACAUGCACUCGUUGUCACAUGGCUGGACACAACCGAAAGACCUGUAGAAAUCCGAUUCCGCUACACAUGCGUUAAAAACUGCUUUUAAUUUGCUGUUUUUUUUAAUAUUUCUACGAAUUUAGUGACAUUCACCACUUUGGUUUUGUUUUGUUUUUGAACAUUCUUGUUAUUUAUUUCUGGAUAUUAAUUCCAUAUGACUUGCUUCCCUCC